AUGGGUAGAAGUGGAUCCAAUGGAAGGAAAACAAUCGACUCUGCUUUUUUCGCACGGUCAUCGUUUUUGUCACAGUCAUUAAUUAGGACUGGCCAUGCAUCGGACCCCGGUCCGAAGGCCUUACCAACAUCUCCACCGGCUGUUCCCAUGCAGUCGUUUGCAAUGGAUGGAACUAAGAGUGACGAAGGUGAUACGAGAGAGGUACUGCAGUCUCCUUCAGCUGCUUUGCGCACUCUCACCUCUUAUCAUACUCCGACCACAGGUGAAAUGCUUAAGCGGCCAGUACUAUCUUUUGUGAUGGAGCACCAUGAUUUAAAGAGGCUUCGUACGGCUUGUGAAGAUUCAAUAAUAAGAGCUGUUGGAUUCUCUCAUGCGUUUCGAGUGUGGAAUUGGUUGCUGAGGCUGGUAUCAUCUGAGACCAGUGUUUCUGACAUCAUUCUGCAGUACUUGGAAGCCUUGUCGUCCUACAAUUUGUAUUCUGAUGUGAUCUCCACAAAAUUUGUACAAAUUCUGCCACAUCCAUGGAGAUUAUGCUUUUUGGCUGGUCCCCUUGCAGCGAAAAUGGUACAACACUUCCACGCCUUUCUAUAUACGAUCGCGGUCAUUCUACAGUCAUCCGGUGUCGAUGCUCGUCUUCGUUCAUUAUGUUUUAAAGCUUGGACAAUUGAACUCACGGCCCAUGAACAGGAGCUUCUUAUUCUUACCUGUAAUAUCCUUGGGACUGUUGGUGGAGUGUUGUCGGAACCAUCAAUCUCGGAGAACUGGGUUACUGAUUCUGCGGAUCGAUCUCAUGUUCAACAGCAGUUAAAUGGCAGUGUCGACGUUAAGGAAAUGCGAGAUGUGACUUGCCACGCCCGUGUAGAAGCAAGUUCACGGCAAGCGAUGGUGGACAAGAAUCGUUCACGAACUCUGACCGUUACCUUCGAUGGCUGUUCUCCGGUGCUCUUAUGCCUUUACAUUGAUAACCUCCGUGAUGAGGCUUGUCUCACAUCUCAAAUAGCGUUUCGUGCUGCUAUGCCUGAUGGAUCACGUCGCGACUUGAUGUCAAAAAAUGUAGACCAAUUGCAAAUGCUUGGAUUCGUGCCUGAGGGAAAUGCUGAUGUGAUACGGCCAUCAGUGUCAAAUCAGCUGCUUUUCAACAACACACAACAUGACGCAUUUGCAUUAUUUCAGGCGAUUUCUGCUCAGGCAUUCUCUGGCGACAGUUGUGAGCAACAAGAUGCAUUACGUGAGAGAGUUGUGGAUCUCCUGUUUAGUCGGGUAACUCUACAGCCGCUCCAAAACUAUGUUUGUGCGCAGGUUGAGACAGCUUUAGAAAGAGUUAGUGCUAUGCUUGGUUCUCUUCCAGAGAAGUUGAACGGUUGUGUAGCCAAGGAAAACGUAACUAUUCAUAUACCGUCGGACUGUUGGCAAUGGCGAAUCGUAUGUGUGAAUCACGUUGGAAUGGCAACAACGGUUGUGACAUGGUUCUUCGCCAUAAAGUACUUCACGCUGCAAGCAGGCUGUUGGUAUUUGCACCAGAAGUAUGUUACAUGGUAUACUAAUGCUUCAGUAUUGUUACUUAAAUAA
Molecule: messenger RNA, 1569 nt
Organism: Angiostrongylus costaricensis
Lineage: Eukaryota; Metazoa; Nematoda; Chromadorea; Rhabditida; Metastrongylidae
Source: the annotation of a GenBank genome assembly